GGGCAGCCCACCGGCCCUGCCCGCGGGCAGGUCUCCUCCAUUUCCGUGGACGGAGAGAGAGAGAGAUUUAGAGAGAGAGAGAGAGAGAGCGAAACCCUUCUCGGCGAAGCCAAUCUCUGGUUGGUCGAAUCCCCCGGCGAAUUUAUCACAACUGCAAAUCGAGCUCUUUUGCUCCAGGAAUUGGUGCUUGGAUCGCUCUAAAAGUGGGAUUGGGAGAUUUUUCGCCGAGGAGUUUUUUGGAUCUGGCUAAUGACAUACGUAUCAAACAAAAUCUACCUUCUAUAUUAACUCAAAUUCCUCUUCUCGUCACUGGUAAGUUGGAUUGAGAAGCGACAAAAUGGGUCCGGAUAGUGGAGGACACCACCCAAACAACGCUAGUAUGGCCGCGAGGCAGCGGCUACGUUGGACGCAUGAUCUUCAUGAACGCUUUGUCGAAGCUGUGACGCAGCUGGGUGGACCGGAUAGAGCUACUCCUAAAGGAGUUCUUAGACUUAUGGGUGUACCAGGACUAACCAUAUACCAUGUCAAAAGUCACUUACAGAAAUAUCGGCUGGCAAAAUACAUUCCCGAGUCGUCAGCUGAUGGUAUGAAGACUGAGAAGAAAGAUCCUGGUGAUCUUCUUUCGGGACUGGAAAGCUCUUCCGGAAUGCAAAUAACUGAGGCUCUUAAAUUGCAAAUGGAGGUGCAAAAGCGGCUACACGAACAGUUAGAGGUACAAAGGCAGCUGCAGCUGAGAAUAGAAGCCCAAGGCAAGUACCUCCAAAAGAUCAUCGAGGAGCAGCAGCGCCUCAGCGGCGUCCUGGCCGAGGGCCCCGGCCUGUCUCUCCCCAGCCCCCCAGCCUCGGGGGGCGACAACUUACCUGAUCCCGACAAGACAGACCCCUCGACCCCGGCCCCGACCUCGGAGUCCCCAUUCCAAGAUAAAGCCCUACUCCAAGACGGCCUCUUGAAAAGCCAAUUCUCUCAUGAUGACGACUCGUUCUCCUCCUUCCGAGAGCCGCUGACCCCCGACUCCACGUGCCACGCGGCCGGCUCCCCUUCUGCUAGUCCCGACCGCAACCCUACCCACGAAAGGGCGAGCAAGCGGCUGCGUGGGGCCAUGGCCGCUGGGCACGGGAAGAACGAAGUGGUCCUCGCCCACCACAUUCUUGAGUCGAGCUCGGGCUUGGAUUUUCAGCAGCAUUGUUCGGUGUUUCCUGCCGCCCGCGGCGGCAGCGGCGGCCGGUUCAGUUCGUCGAGCACCUCGUGAUAUCGAUUUAGGAUCAAGUGAUGUAUUAUGAUCUAAUUGUUCACAUGUUAGUACUCUUAUUUGUAGAGACUAAUUUGUUGUUGUUGCUGUUGUUGUUAUUGUUGUUGUUGUUGUUGUUGAUCUUUUUUUAGAGAUGUUUAACUCUUUAUGCAGAGUUUUAGGUGUUGUUGAGAUGAUUGUAAUGUGAUAUAUAUAUAUAUACACACACAUCUGUUUAACCUCA
Ananas comosus (pineapple) is the source of this 1472-nucleotide messenger RNA. RefSeq names its product myb family transcription factor PHL7-like. Gene Ontology annotation, molecular function: DNA-binding transcription factor activity; DNA binding. Lineage: Eukaryota; Viridiplantae; Streptophyta; Magnoliopsida; Poales; Bromeliaceae. The transcript has 8 exons. The record is from RefSeq and is a predicted model, not a curated record. Bases 338 to 1249 code for a protein of 303 amino acids.